Molecule: messenger RNA, 621 nt
Organism: Ascochyta rabiei
Lineage: Eukaryota; Fungi; Ascomycota; Dothideomycetes; Pleosporales; Didymellaceae
Product: exosome 3'->5 exonuclease subunit ski4 (Csl4)
Exons: 1
Coding region: 1-621 (206 amino acids)
Biological process (GO): RNA processing
Cellular component (GO): nuclear exosome (RNase complex); cytoplasm
Molecular function (GO): RNA binding
Source: RefSeq, a predicted model, not a curated record
AUGGCCGUCCCCCCCGUAGCCCUCCCAGGCCAGCUGCUCGGCAGCGCAGACAAAUACCUCCCAGGCCCAGGCACGCACAUGCACGACUCACAGAUCUACGCCUCGAUAGCCGGGCCCGUCAUCACAUCCGCAACCCCCAAAACCACACAAACCAAGCCCUCGCCGCUCCUCUCGAUACAACGCCCCUCCACCUCCACCGACCCAGGCAUCCUGGGCACCGGCUCAGGCGGCGGCGGCACCAUCCUGCCCGAAGUCAACUCCAUCGUGCUCGCCCUCAUCACGCGCCUGGGGCCCCGCUUCGCCACGUGCGAAAUCCUCGUCAUCGACAACGUCGUCUGCCGCGAGUCGUUCCAGGGCCAGAUCCGGCGCGAGGACAUACGCGCCACGGAGAAGGACAAGAUCAAGAUGGAGGAGAGCUUCCGCGUCGGUGAUUUGAUCAGGGGCACUGUCAUUAGUCUGGGCGAUCAGAGCAACUACUACGUCAGCACGAGCGAGAACGAAUUUGGUGUUGUCAUGGCAAGGAGCGAGGAGGGGCGCCUUAUGUAUCCGGUUAGCUGGAAGGAGUUUCGGGAUCCUGUCACCGGGAGGGGGGAGAGUAGGAAGGCUGCUAAGCCGUUUUGA